AUGGCCCCCAAUCGCUUAGCCCUUUCGCCUGCAGCUCCAGCUCGCCUCGCAAUCGAGGAGUAUGUCUUGGGUGUGGAAGCGAGAGGCUAUACACUGAUCGGUGGCAAUGACCCCAAUUCGGUCUUCACAGAAUCUUCACAGAAGGAAAAGGUGCCGUUUGCUUGUCGCCCGACCUGCGUAUUUACUGUAGAAGCCGGUCACGGUUCUUCACAGAGCACAAGUCUUCAUCGCCAAGAGGACGGUGUGGAACCUGUGAUAGGUGUCGAUCGGGAUACGGGAAGCGUGUUGGCAUCGCCGUGGUGA
Molecule: messenger RNA, 303 nt
Organism: Drepanopeziza brunnea f. sp. 'multigermtubi' MB_m1
Lineage: Eukaryota; Fungi; Ascomycota; Leotiomycetes; Helotiales; Drepanopezizaceae
Source: RefSeq, a predicted model, not a curated record